Molecule: messenger RNA, 2324 nt
Organism: Scleropages formosus (Asian bonytongue)
Lineage: Eukaryota; Metazoa; Chordata; Actinopteri; Osteoglossiformes; Osteoglossidae
Gene: pigs
Product: phosphatidylinositol glycan anchor biosynthesis, class S
Exons: 12
Coding region: 14-1744 (576 amino acids)
Biological process (GO): attachment of GPI anchor to protein
Cellular component (GO): GPI-anchor transamidase complex
Source: RefSeq, a predicted model, not a curated record
CAACGGCCUCUGAAUGGUCAGUAUUCCAUCCAAUCAAACGCCUCACGGAAUUCGCUCAGAAAUGGCUUCAGCGGAAGUGGAAAAGCUCCGAGGACGAUACGCCGCUCUAUCUAUCGCGGCUGUUGUGAUAGCUGUGGGUAUUCCGCUGUGGUGGAAGACGACGGAGACGUACCGCGCAUGGCUUCCUUACUCCCACAUCAACGAGCUCGGUUCGCUGCAGCUCCAGCUGAGCAUGGAGGUGGAGGUGGUGUUCUCAAGGGGCACCCUGACCCCAGAGCAGCAGAAGAAGGUCCCUCUCACCCAGACCAGGGAGCAGCAGCACCACGUGGAUGAAAACACUGGCCUGAAAUACCGCUAUGAGAUGAAGUACCGCACUGCCACCAUCAUGGAAGAGGAUGCUCUGAGACAGCCCACUGCCGAGGAGGCCGACUUCUCCUUGUACAAGUUGAGUGAAAGCCCGUGUGGUUCAGUGGUGGUGUAUGUGAUUCCUGAGACAUCUGUGCUGCUGCCAGAGAACAUCAAGGUGUAUGUGGGGCAACGUCGGACCGCCCUCCUGCGUGGACAGGUGGGCCAAGGUGGGGAACUAAAAGCAGUACUAUCUGCUCUGGACCCAGAGAUUGAACAAGUGGUGCGCACUAUGUCCUUCAGCCAUGAGGACAUCAUGGCUGCGCUCAGUGACAGGAUCCGGAUGGGUAGGCUAAGCAAGGAGAGCCUGGCUGACAGCAUGAGAUCCUUUAAAUCCAGUCCCGGAUAUGAGAUCACUUUCAGCUUGUUGAACCCAGACCCCCAGUCCCAUAACCUGCAUUGGGACAUCGAGGGAGCUAUACACACCUACAUCCAGCCCCUUCUGGACAAAUUAGCACCAGUGGCCAACCACUCAGUGGACUCCCAGAUCCUGUAUUAUGCUGUCCUGGGGGUGAACCCUCGCUUUGACAACAGUGUGUCAGCAUUCACACUCAGUGCUGACAGCCUAGCCCAUGUCAUAAAUCCUGUGGAGGCAAGGCUAGGCUCUAAUGCAGCCUCCUCAAACCCAGUCCUGAACUUUUUGCUUUUUGUGCCGGAUGCCCACCACUCUCCACUCUUCAUCCAGGACCACAGCAAGCGUGUUGUGGACAGCAAUGCUUUCCACAGCCCGCGCUGGGGUGGCAUCAUGGUGUAUAAUGUGAAUGACCGCUAUGGACAGGAGGCAGAGUUUCCUGUGCACAUCGACAUCGACAUGGCACAUGUGAUGGGGGUCUUUCUAGCACAGCUACGGCUAAUGCUGGGUGUUCAGUCAGCUCACCCACCACCAGGCUUCUUGCUUCAGAGCCCAGGUAGUGCCGGGCUGACGGACUGGGAGCUGGACCGCCUCCAAUGGAGCCGCACUGUGGAGAAUGUGGCCACAGCCAGCACCAGCAUCACAUCGCUUGCCCAGCUGCUUGAUCAGAUUGGCAAUAUUGUCAUCAAUGACAACAUUGCUCAACAGGUAUACAAUGCAGUGACGUCACUCCAGGCAGCGGUGGCCGAGCUGGAGGCAGGGAACUUGGCCUUUGCUCUUCAGUACAGCCGUGAGGCCAUCCUUGCAUCAGAGAGGGCCUUCUUCGACCCGUCGUUGCUGCAUCUGCUCUACUUCCCUGAUGACCAGAAGUUUGCCAUCUACAUCCCACUUUUCCUGCCUAUGUGUGUCCCCAUCCUGCUGUCACUGCUCAAGAUGGCUGGUGAACUACGUCAGAGACGCAAAGAGCAGCGUGCCAAAAGGGACUGAGAGCAGCGAUGAGACUCUCGCAGACUGUUAAAGUUACAUGUUUGCUCCCGUGCACAACCAUACAAAUUAGGGCCUAAAGUUGCACACUUAAGAUAUAAAUGAGUUCCUCUACACCUGUCAACACAGGUAUGUACCUGUACACAUCCACAUCACAGAACAUUGUCACUGUGCAACACUAGUGUUAGUGUGUUGAACUGUACAGGUGGGGAGGAGACACGAUGAUGGCAAAAGGGAACAGCGCUACAUUUUUUUUCUGUGGCUGAACUCCGUUCAAACCAAUCAGCAGGUGUAGCCUUACACAUUAUGUCACUGGAAUUGAAACUGCUGUAAACAAUGAAUUCGAGACAGCUUGUAUGUCACCUACACAAGUGGAGAUAAGUCCUCAAGCUAAUCUUUUCCUAUUUUAUAAAGACCUAAAAACCCUCUUACGCACAAUGUUUAACGGUGGUGUUCAGGGUUUUGGGUACGCUAUUCCUUUGUGUUUAGCCGAGCCUACCUCAGAAAAUACAAGGCUUGUUUAAACUCUUAACACUGGUUUUGUCUUUAAUCUUUAUCAUCCAAUAAUGUCAAAUACAUCCUU